AUGUCUUGCCAACGAAUCACAGUUACAAAAAGGGGAGUUGAAUUAUAAGAGUAAUUAAAAGAGGUUUUAAAGAAGAACUAAAAGAUUCUGAAAUUAGAACAAUAACGAGGUAUAUUAAUUUAAUAAUAAUAUUUAGAUAAUUCUGGUGAUCUAUUAAAGAGGUAAAAUAUUGGCAAGGAAUAAUUUGGAGGAUACAUAGAUCUUAUGGAAUAGAGAAUGAAUUCGCCUGGAAAAAUUUAAGUGUUUUUGAAUCAAAGAUUUAGCAACCAACCAAAAUUUAUAUAAAAGGAAGUUGAAAAAGUUAGUUAGAAGAUUUAUAAUUAUGGGAAUUCUUAAUUCAGAUCACAUCAUUCAUUACCAUCUUUAGAUUUUAGAUAAGUCCAACACUUAAAAACUAAAUAUAAUGAUGGAUUUUGGAAUAGUUAGAAUCUCUCAAUGUCUGGAAAUACGUGUAAUAUAUUUGCAUUUGAGUAGUCUACAAGCCUAAAGACGAGGAAGUCAAAACGAGAAAGGUCAAUUACUUAAUGUUUUAAGAAGCAAAAAUAGAAAGAAUGAUCACAAAAUACGAUAAAUUUAAUGAAAAAGCAUAAUUUAUUCCUAGUUUCGAAAAAGGAAAAUAAAAAAACUCGAAUUUAGCCACUGAAUUAUUGAAGGCUAUGGAAAAAAAGGAUACUGUAACAAGAGUGGAAUCCAUUCAAGAAAUCAAUUAAAAACAUGCUUAAAAUCUCGAUUUAAUGGAAUACAACAGUUAAAGAAGAGAAAGAUUUCAUCAAACUAUGACUGAAUUGCAUAAUAAAAAAUAUAAACGUCAUUGGGACAAUCUAAGAGUAGGCAAAUGA
Messenger RNA from Paramecium pentaurelia, 839 nucleotides. The record is from the annotation of a GenBank genome assembly. Lineage: Eukaryota; Ciliophora; Oligohymenophorea; Peniculida; Parameciidae.